Messenger RNA from Lathyrus oleraceus (garden pea), 1745 nucleotides. RefSeq lists its product as uncharacterized. The coding region runs from base 742 to 1527 and encodes 261 amino acids. The transcript has 4 exons. Lineage: Eukaryota; Viridiplantae; Streptophyta; Magnoliopsida; Fabales; Fabaceae. The record is from RefSeq and is a predicted model, not a curated record.
UAAGGUUUGUUGUAACAAACCACUGCUACAGAAUAGCAGGGAGAGAAAAGAAAAGAAAACUAACAUCAUCAUCUCAUUCAUUAUAUCUUUUCUUUCCUUUUAUUUAUUUUUCUUUCUUUUUCCAGCCCCUAAUCUAAUCUAUUUUCCAUCUUAUUUUUUUUUUCCAUCUCUGACCCAUUCCAUUAUUUCUCUCUCUACACAAACAAUCAAACAAGAAACAUGGAAACUCUAGUCCACAAUGACCCUUUCUCUCUCAUCAAUGGCCCAGCUGGACCAAAAAUUAAGUUUGAAGAAAGAAAAACAAAAAAAGAGAAAGAAUGGGAAACAAAAGAUAGAGGUCUUGUUAUGUUAUAGAUUAGAUGUGUUCAAUUGUCCUCCAACCAAACCCACCUUAUUACUCUCUCUCUCUCAUGAAAACAUGUUCCCGAAAUUACCCUUCUGCAAGCCCCCAAAAAAUCCCAUCUUCAUCACUGGUUUUUCAAAACAAGAAUAUUUUUCACCGAGUUAUGUGGGCUUUUUCGGUUUCUUUCUCUUGGUCAGAGUUUCACAGAAAUACGAGAACCUUCUUAACCCUUUCCCCUUCUUUCUUCCUUUAUUAUUUCUACUAUUAUUUCGCCUCUUCUUUUUCUCUCUUCUCUAUUCUCUCUCUCACUAUAUCUAUAUCUCUCUUCCUCUGUCACCUUUCUUAUUUAUUCUUUCUCUCUCUAGAGUUUUGUUUCUCUUUUCUUCUCUCAUCUCCUCAUGAUGAAGAAGAUGAAAGCUGUUGCCGUUUCCAUCAAUCCUUCGUCUGAUGUGUUUAUGGAUCAGAGAUCUAUCAUGAGGCACCGGAGUCUCUUGCAGGACUAUGAAGAUUUGCAUAAGGAAACAGAGGCCAUGAGAAUGAAAUUGGAAGCUGUGAAGCAGAAAAAGUUGAUUCUUUCAGCUGAAGUUAGAUUCUUAAGGCACCGUUACACAUACUUGUUAAAACAUCCUCUUCCUAAGGCACAACCAAAGCAAGAAGUUAUAAAGCCACAAAAGCUGAAAAUCAAAGAGCCAAAGAUCACAAAGGGAAGGAGCUACAAUAGAAAGGAAUCUACCCUGAGACCUCACACCGGUUCAAAAUCGAACUCAAAAGAAAGAGUUUUCAAUGGAUUUGUUGAAGACACAAGGCAGAAAACUAGCCAUGUGUUUGAUUUAAACCAGAAUGGUAGAAGCUUAAGUAAAAAAGAUGGUUCUUUUCAUAGCUCUUCUGCUCCUGUGCUUGACUUGAAUCACAAAGAAAGGGUUCAUAGUGGGAAAGAAGCCACAAAGAAAAGUGUAACACCAUUUUUCGACUUGAACCAGAUUUCGAGAGAAGAGGAGGAAUUAGAGGGAAACAAUCAGCCAAUGUGGAUUGAAGAACAAAAGAAGAGUAGUACACAAAGAGGUGUGAAUGAGGAACAGCACAAUGAUAUCAAGCUUUCAGUUUGUAGAAACCUUGGAGAAGGAUCAAGUAGAGCAGGGAAAAGGAAGAUCACAUGGCAAGACCAAGUGGCAUUAAGGGUUUGAUUGAUCAUAAGAGUAGUAUAGUACAAAUGGCUUAACUCCUGCCAAGUUGGAAUGUGUAUUCUACCAGUUGGCUUUACUUAAAAAAAAAACCAUUCUAGUUUAUGUUUUCAUCUUGUAAAGAUAAAAUAUACUACCUUAUAGAAUCAUUAAGUCAUUAUAUGUUCAAUAUAUAUAAUACAGUAUUUAGAUUGAAUGGAGAAUUUAACCCUUUGAAAUCA